AUGUCCACCGAAAUCAUGGACGCGCUUUUCGCGCCCACUGCCGAGCAGAUCAACGACCACCUCAAAGCGAACCAAUUGACCGUCCCUACGGCGCCCUCAGUAGCACCCUCGCUUACCUACUCCGAUGACUCUGACGAUCAGGAAGAGGAGGUGAUCAAGCCCGAACCCCGCCGACGCCGAAGGGCCUCGACCCGUCUGAUCGCUAGUAGCGCCGCAGAUGUCCAAAGAAUUACGGGCGAGACCACAGCUCAGAUUAUCACUAGGUGUUGCGGUGGUGGCUGCUGUCUUAGUCUAAACUCCCGCCAGGAUGGUCUUCAGUAUGAGCGCAUCACCCUCCCCGACAAUGACGCUUUCCGGUCUCUCAACCUCAAGGUCGACGGUGUCAUCCCCACCACCCUCUCCAAUGUGGUUGAGAUGCCCGACCAGACGGUUUUCAUCGAGCCUCUCAAGGCCCCCAGUGCAAUUGAGAAAGCAUCGACCCCGACCCCCACCCCUUCGUCCCCUGCCGCCGAGUCGGUCGACUCCUUCUCCACCGUGGUUGGCUCUAUACCGAGCGAGGAGUCUAGCUUCAAGACUGAAGAAGAGGCGCAAACCCCCAUCACGACUGCUCCCUCCUCCCCGUUGACCAGGCCCGGCGCCGAGAAGCGCACUUACCACUUCGACAUCGACGUCACCGAUUACCCUCCCGAGACCGGCAUCGACUUCAAGGUUGGCGGCGCUAUUGGCGUCAUGGCCCCCAACGCCUCUCCCAUCGUCGAGGAGGUGCUCGAUUGUCUUCUCGUCCCCCGGUUCCAGCGUAACAAGCCCAUCCUUCUCAAGACCACCCAGGGACGAUGGCCCACCGUCUGGGGCGAGGAGCAGGCACGCGAGCUGGUCACCACUCGCCGCGACCUUCUCACUUGGUGCGCCGAUAUUCAGUCGUACCCGCCCAACAAGCCUUUGCUACGCGUUCUCGCCGAGCACGCCGACGACGAGAACGAGCGCAAGCUUCUCCUCUUCCUCUGCGCCGCCGAGGGCCAAUCGGUUUUCUGCGACUUCCGAACCGGGCCCCAUGUGUCGAUCUCCCAGCUCCUCCAUGCUUUCCCCAGCUCCCACCCUCCCCUUGACGUCCUCCUUUCCGUGCUCCAGCAGCUCAUGCCCCGCUUCUACUCCCUCUCCAACGACCCUCACCAGUCCAACAUUGGCGAGGGCAGCGAGAGCAAGUCGCGCCGCCUCAUCGAGAUUGCCGUAACCGUCCACGAGGCCGACGACUGGAAGCUCGGCAGCCGGACGGGUGUUGGUUCCGGCUUCUUCGAGCGCCAGGCGCGCAAGUUCCUCGAGGCCAAGGCUGCUGGCUUGACGCCCGAGAUCCACGUGCCCCGCCGCCUAAAGACGGCCAACUGCGCCAACAAGGUCUGGGUCAUCCAGGGCAUCCGGGACUCGCUCGUCGACGAGAUCUACAGCGGCGAGUGGGGCAUCCACGAGGACGAGGUCAAGAAGAUUGUCGAGAGCCGCCGCGGCGAGGGCCGCUACGUCCAGGAGGAGGUGCGCCACCAGGCCGAGCUCGUCUGGAAGGUGAUCAACUCGGUCGAUGGUAGAAUCUUCGUCUGCGGUAGUUCCAGGGGCAUGGGCGAGGGCGUGGAGGAGGCUCUCGUCGAGGUCGCCAUGAAAAUGGGCAAUCUCGAACGGGAGGAGGCUCGCAAGCUUUGGAACCUCAAGAAGGAGGCUGGCCAGUACAUUGCCGAGACCUGGUAA
This is a messenger RNA of Parascedosporium putredinis, 1734 nucleotides long. The record is from the annotation of a GenBank genome assembly. Lineage: Eukaryota; Fungi; Ascomycota; Sordariomycetes; Microascales; Microascaceae.